This is a messenger RNA of Penicillium waksmanii, 1581 nucleotides long. RefSeq names its product ribosome-binding protein NMD3. Gene Ontology annotation, biological process: ribosomal large subunit export from nucleus. Bases 1 to 1581 code for a protein of 526 amino acids. NCBI's taxonomy places the organism in Eukaryota, Fungi, Ascomycota, Eurotiomycetes, Eurotiales, Aspergillaceae. Gene Ontology annotation, cellular component: nucleus; cytoplasm. The record is from RefSeq and is a predicted model, not a curated record. Gene Ontology annotation, molecular function: ribosomal large subunit binding. The transcript is spliced from 3 exons.
AUGUCGAUGGAUCUGGAUGCCCCCGUUCCCAUGGCGGCGAUGCAGCAGGACCAGGCCAUCUCUGCAACUAUUCUCUGCUGCAACUGUGGUGCUCCUAUCGAUGGAACUACCGCGGCCGGAGCGCUCUGCCAGGAUUGUGUUCGUCUUUCGGUCGAUGUCUCCCAAGGAGUGCAACGUGAAUCAACCCUGCAUUUUUGCAAGGACUGUGAGCGUUGGCUGCAGCCCCCGACCAGCUGGCUUGUCGCUGCCCCCGAAUCGAAAGAACUACUCGCCAUCUGUCUGCGCCGCCUCCGUGGUCUAUCAAAAGUCAGAAUUAUUGACGCCAGUUUCAUCUGGACUGAGCCUCACUCCCGUCGUGUGAAGGUCAAACUUACGAUUCAGCAAGAGGCUUUCCAGGGUACGAUCAUUCAGCAGAGCUUCGAGGUUGAGUACGUCGUCGCUACACAGCAAUGCCCGGAUUGUCAGAAGAGUUUCACCCACCACGCCUGGCGCGCAUCCAUCCAGCUUCGCCAGAAGGUCCCCCACAAGCGUACAUUCUUGUACCUCGAGCAGCUCAUUCUGAAGAACGGCGCACACAAGGAUACAGUCAAUAUCAAGGAGGCGAAGGACGGUUUGGAUUUCUACUAUGCUAAGCGUAAUGAAGCCGAACGAAUGGUCGAGUUCCUCUGCAGUGUUGCUCCCAUUACUUCCAAGAAGUCCCAGGAGCUCAUCUCGAUGGAUAUUCAUACAUCCGUCGCUCAAUAUAAACACACUUGGUCCUGUGAGAUCAUCCCCAUCUGCAAGGAUGACUUGGUUGCGCUUCCGAUCAAAUUAGCCCGUCAGCUGGGCAACAUCUCUCCCCUGACACUCUGCCACCGCGUCGGCAGUGCCGUCAACCUCAUCGACCCCCAAACCCUCCAAACCUGUGAAGUUCCUACUGGCGCUUACUGGCGCUCGCCUUUCAAGAACAUUUCGGAUGUCACCCACCUGACAGAAUUUGUCAUUAUGGAUAUUGAACCUGUUGGUCAAUCCAAUGGUCGAUUCUUCCUAGCCGAGGCCACUGUUGCCCGUGCCUCUGACCUGGGAUCUAAUGACAUUACCUACUUCACACGAACUCACCUUGGUGGUGUCCUUCACGUCGGAGACUCCGCUAUGGGUUACCAUUUGGCUGGUACCAUCUUCAACGAUGACAACUACGAGGCCAUCGAGAACAGCCACCAGUACGGCUCCACACUUCCUGAUGUGGUCUUGGUGAAGAAGCACUACGCUCGCAAGAAGAAGCCCAAGAACCGCGCCUGGCGCCUCAGACGUAUGGCUCGCGAGUACGAGGAGGAGGCUGCUGCUGCCUCCAGUGCUCCCGCCGCCCCUACCAAGCGCCAGGAACAGGAGGCCAACCGUAUGGAGGCCGAUUUCGAGAUGUUCUUGCGCGAUGUCGAGGAGGACCAGGAGUUGCAGCAUACCUUGGAUAUCUAUAAAGCUCGCAAGGCGGCUCAGAAUGCUGAUCAGAUGGAGGAAGAUAGCGGCAGUGAGGACGAGGUACCAAAGAUCAACAUGGACGAGCUGCUUGAUGACUUUGAUGAGCUUAAGAUGGGUGACGAAUGA